This is a messenger RNA of Electrophorus electricus (electric eel), 1963 nucleotides long. It is a transcript of the gene irgq1, whose product is annotated as immunity-related GTPase family, q1. Gene Ontology annotation, molecular function: GTP binding. Lineage: Eukaryota; Metazoa; Chordata; Actinopteri; Gymnotiformes; Gymnotidae. Gene Ontology annotation, cellular component: membrane. The record is from RefSeq and is a predicted model, not a curated record.
UAAAGACUCAUUACUAUGAACAGCUUUAAGCUGUUCAAAUGAUUUUACACAGGUCUAUGACAAAGCGUUUUCCUCCGUAGGUUACUUUAUUGACGUUUCACUUUCACUCCCUUGUCAUAAAGUAGUAAAAUGGAUACCAGGUUUAGUAUGCCACAAAAGGUCCCAGAAGAGUGCAUCACCAAAAUCACAGAGGCACUGCAGUCUGUAAAAUCCAUGAAAACAACACGAGAGUUUAUGACUGUUCUGGAGGUGUUCAGUCAGUUUAAGAUGGACAUUGCUGUGACUGGAGAGUCUGGCUCAGGAAAGUCUACACUUAUUAAUGCACUGCUUGGACUAGACCAUGAUGAUGAAGGGGCAGCAUCAACAGGAGUAGUGGAGACGACAUCAGAGCCAGCCAUGUAUCAAUAUCCAAAUUUACCUUAUGUGAGACUCUGGGAUCUUCCAGGGAUGGGCACACCCUCUUUUGCAUCAAAGACUUAUGUGGAGGCAAUGAACUUUGUCCUAUAUGACAUGUUCAUUGUAGUGAUAUCUGAGAGAUUUAGAGAAAACAACAUGCUUGUGAUUGAUGAAAUACAAAGACAAAAUAAGCCUUUUUAUAUUGUCAGGACCAAAGUGGACAAUGAUUUGCUUUCCCAGAGUAGAAAACUUGCCUUCACUGAAACCAGAGCCUUGGGUCUAAUGAGAGAUGAAUGUUUGAAAUAUUUAAAUGAUAAAAACCUACAUCCCUCUGUGUUCCUAGUGUCAGUUCAUGGCACACAGAAAUAUGACCUGCAGAAACUAAAGGACACACUUGAGAAUGAGGCUUCAAAACUCAAAAUAGAGGUUUUUCCUCUGUUCAUGGCCAAUGUGUUCACCAAAGGUAGAACAAAAGCAAGGACUAUCCAGCAGCAUGCCUUGCAGAGUGGGAAAAUCAGCGAAGAGGACCUUCAGAAGAUAUGCACAAUUUGCAAACACUCUGACUUUGCACAUGGUACAGAAGCACUGAAGACAGUACUGGAUGCAUUAGAGCAUUUCCAGCUUGAUGUGGCCAUCUUGGGGGAAACUGGCUCAGGGGUCUCCACUUUGUUGGAUGCCCUAUCCGGGAAGCAGAAUAGCACUAACAGCACAACUUCAGCCACAAGCCUUCAGUACCCAGAUGUCAGAUUUUGGGCUGUGUCGGGAAUAGAGAGAAUCACUGAUAACUUGGAGGAUAUUAAACUAUUUAUGGAUAAUUUUGACUUCUUUGUGAUUAUUGUGUCAGAGUGGCAGCAGGCACUCCACGUGGAACUUGCAAGAGCUGCAGAUCAGUUAAGGAAACAUUACCACUUUGUUCAGACAAAGGUUGAUUGCUAUUUGCAGACCCAAGGUGAUUUAUGUUAUCCAGAGAUUCAACUCCUGGAUGGACUUCGAGCACAGUCUGCUGAAGAACUUAAGAAGGCAAACCUUGCCCAUUCUCAGCUGUUUCUCAUAAAUGGCUUGGACAAAAAUACCUUUGACUUUGUCAGUUUGGAGUGUGUAUUGAGCAGUGACCUGAAUGCAAUAAGGUUGAGUGCUUUUGCAUAUUGGGUGGAUGGUAUGGUCAGACAGAAACAAAACUAUAGCACUUGUCAGAUACUAUAGUUAUUAGAUUUUAGCAAUUUUGUUUCUGAUUAUAUUGUUUUGAAAAUUGACUAUUUUAUGCAACUUUAUGAGAAGGAAUUUAAUGUUUUCAAGUAGGUAAUUAAAUGAUGCAAUUACCUGUCCCUGUCUUUUGAGGAUGGUUUGCAGCUUUCAGGGUGAAUAAAUGUAUAGGCUGUUAUGCCACCUAAGGAACAAAGUAUGCUUUUGUAUAGAAGUAUAAUUUGUUGUUGUUGUUGUUGUUGUCUGAUUUUUGAAGUCUAAUAUAUCUACUGGUAGGGCAGUGGUUCAGGCACUUGACUUGUAAUGGGAUGGUUGCUGGUUCAAGCCCCACCACUGCCAAGUUGCCACUGUUGGGCCCCUGAGC